Messenger RNA from Colletotrichum higginsianum IMI 349063, 1149 nucleotides. RefSeq names its product TatD family hydrolase. The record is from RefSeq and is a predicted model, not a curated record. The transcript is spliced from 3 exons. Gene Ontology annotation, molecular function: 3'-5'-DNA exonuclease activity. Lineage: Eukaryota; Fungi; Ascomycota; Sordariomycetes; Glomerellales; Glomerellaceae. The coding region runs from base 1 to 1149 and encodes 382 amino acids. Gene Ontology annotation, cellular component: cytosol.
AUGGCAACUCCCGCAGAGUCACCCAAGUCGGCCUACAAGCCUAGGUACAUCGAUAUUGGUAUCAACCUGGCCGAUCCCAUUUUCCGAGGUCUGCAUCACGGCAAACAACGCCACCCGAAUGACCUUGACGGCGUCAUCUCAAGAGCAAAGGAGGUCGGAUGCUCCAAGCUGAUCGUCACAGGCUCCGACUUCACUAGCUCUCGAGACGCUCUAGAAAUUGCGAAGCAGUAUCCCGGCGUCGUCUAUACGACGAUUGGAAUCCACCCGUGCAGCAGUGCGAUAUUCAGCAGCUCGGAAGAUGCCGCGGAGGGCGUGCAUACCGACCCGGACCCUUCCAAGCCCAUCCCGGACCACCAUGAGCCGGACCAUGGCAAGACGGAGGCCAUCAUCACCGAGCUCCGUAAUCUCAUUAAGGACUCAACCGCCUCCAGUUCCGGUCUCGUCGCCUUUGGCGAAUUCGGUCUCGAUUAUGAUCGACUACACUACUGCUCCAAGACCAUCCAGACCCACUCCUUCGCGGCGCAGCUCGACCUCGUUCUUGAGACGAAGCCGCAGCUGCCCCUAUUUCUUCACUCGAGAGCCGCACACGAGGACUUCGUCCGAAUUCUCAAGGAAAAAUUCGGCAACAAGCUUGAGAAGCUCGAGAAGGGCGGCGUUGUCCACAGUUUCACUGGCACCUUAGAGGAAGCCAGGGAGCUGAUGGACCUUGGCCUGUACAUUGGCAUCAACGGCUGCAGUUUCAAGACUGAGGAGAAUUGUGAGGUUGUCAAACAGAUCGCACUCGACAGAAUGAUGAUCGAGACCGACGGCCCGUGGUGCGAGAUUCGGCCAAGCCAUUUUGGUUACAAGUACCUGAUCGAGAAGAAGCCAGAGGCCAACGGUAAUGCAGAAGGGGCGGCGAUGCCGGAACCUGCUCAGAAGCCCCAGGGCAAGAAGAAGAACCAGAAGAAGGAGCCCGAAGUGCCCGAGCGCUUCAAGAUCGUCAAGAAGGAGAAGUGGGAGGAGGGUGCCAUGAUCAAGGGUCGGAACGAGCCCUGCAUGAUUGAGCGUGUCGCUAAGGCUGUAGCAGGCAUCAAAGAAGUGGAUGUCGAAGACAUCUGCGAAGCAGCUUGGACAAACACUGUCAAGGUUUUUGGCGUAGACCAAUAG